Molecule: messenger RNA, 2303 nt
Organism: Pelmatolapia mariae (spotted tilapia)
Lineage: Eukaryota; Metazoa; Chordata; Actinopteri; Cichliformes; Cichlidae
Product: protein mono-ADP-ribosyltransferase PARP6-like
Exons: 22
Coding region: 292-2238 (648 amino acids)
Biological process (GO): endoplasmic reticulum unfolded protein response
Cellular component (GO): endoplasmic reticulum tubular network; nuclear envelope; membrane
Molecular function (GO): kinase binding; protein serine/threonine kinase activator activity; NAD+ poly-ADP-ribosyltransferase activity
Source: RefSeq, a predicted model, not a curated record
CUAAUAAAUGCCAAACAUCACCUGUUUACCCAUCUUCCAUCUGAGGGAGCUUUGUUCUCAUCACUCCAGGCACUGAUUACUGCGCCUGGCUUUUAGGUUACUACCUGUGCCACAUAAGAUACUUAAAGAGAUAUAGGAACAGAUCCACAUCUACAGUCUUUCAUCUCACUGCACUAAGUGAUCAGGCUGCCAGUGUCUGGAGUCAGUCAUGUGACCAAGAAGUCAGGCUGAGCAUGUGGGACUUCCUGCUAUUGAAAAGAGAAGGCACUGCCAGCAGAGCCUUCAACAGAAAUGGAGUAUCCUUUUUUCUUGCUACAUUCUCCUGAAGGAAAGGAGUGCCAGGAGUGGGAGGAGCGCCACAGUGACGACGACGCUGGUGCAGAUGAGAUCCUGUGUGCAAUCCAAGGGGAGUUGUGGAGUCAGGAUCCUGCUGACUUCUGUCGCCACCCCUGGCUGGACAGGGACAUCGAGGCAGUCAGGACUCUGUAUUCAGACUCUGCAGUCUCUGUCAGGGAGUACGGGUCAAUUGAUGAUGUGGAUGUGGACUUAAAAAUUAAUGCUAACUUUUUAGAUGAGGUGGCAGCCCAAGCCUGGAGGAUUAAUCUAUCAGAGCCAGUCGUUAUCCGUCUGCAGUUUUCUAUGUCUCAGUAUCUGGAUGGACCUGCACCUUCAGUUGAGGUCUUCCAGCUGUCUAAUAAUAAUAACUUCAGUCUUGGGAAACAGUUGCAGAAUAUUCUCACAGUUUUCAUAUCUCGGAUGUGGAAACACCUUGCAAACGACAACGCUGUAACUGGGCAGAAGAGGAGUCACAGCUGGUUCAGGCCAAGUGGAACCAUCAAGAAAUUUUGUGCAAGACUUAGCACCAGGCUGCCACUAUCAAACAGGCUAAAGGAGCUCCAGGAACCGGCUGCAAGACGCCGGAUCAUUUUACCAGCAAUGAAGCUGAACCGUCUCACAAAUCAUACAACUUCCUACACCAUCAAGAAUCCCAUCGGAGAGCUCUUCACCUACACGCCCAGCGGGAAGAGGGUGAUGGUCUCAGCAGUGAAAUCAUCAGCACAGCUUAACACUAAACAGCUGAUGGAGCUACUCUUCACAUCCCAGGCAAUCGGGCACUGUAAGACCACACCAACUCUGCAGCACGGCUUCUUGGUACAGAUAAUGAGGUAUGCUGAGCAGAGGAUCCCAACACUGAAUGAAUAUUGUGUUGUUUGUGAUGAGCGGCACGUGUUUCAAAAUGGGCCCAUGCUUAAGCCAGCGGUUUGCACCAGGGAGCUGUGUGUGUUUUCCUUUCACAUGCUGGGGGUUAUGUCUGGAGCGACAGAAGAGGUUGCCACCGGUGCAGAGGUGAUCGACUUGUUGGUAGCCAUGUGCAGAGCUGCCCUUCAGUCUUCACGCAAGAGCCUUAUUUUUGAACCGUACCCUUCUAUUGUCGAUCCACACAACCCCAAAACUCUCGCCUUUAGUCCAAAGAGAAGAAGCUACGACAGGCUGCAGAAAGCUCUGGACAGUGUCUUGUUGAUCAGGAGGAUGGCACAGGGUCCAUAUUCUGAGAUUAAGAAGCAGCUGGACAAGAUAGACCCUCUCGCACAUCCAUUACUGCAGUGGAUUUUAGCAAGCAACAGAUCGCACAUUGUGAAGCUUCCGCUGAGCAGGCAACUGACGUUUAUGCACACACCCCAUCAGUUCCUGUUGAUCAGCAGCCCUCCAUGUAAGGAGGCUCACUUUCAAACUGCCAAAAAGCUUUAUGGCAGCACCUUUGCUUUCCAUGGUUCCCACAUUGAAAACUGGCACUCUAUUUUGAGAAACGGGCUGGUUAACGCAUCUUACACAAAGUUACAGCUCCAUGGUGCUGCGUAUGGGAAAGGCAUCUAUUUGAGUCCCAUUUCAAGCAUAUCAUUUGGAUAUUCUGAGAUGGGGAAAGGUCAGUACAAAAUUCCUACCAGAGAAGAACUCUUGCAGAAACACAGCCGAAUAAAUCAAAUCAAGCAGGAACAAGUGGGGGAAGGCAGGUUUCUGCAAAGCACGAACCUAAACUGCGUUGCACUCUGUGAAGUGAUAACUUCUAAAAACCUGCAAAAGCACGGCAACAUUUGGGUGUGUCCGGUUUCCGACCACGUGUGCACGCGGUUCCUCUUUGUCUAUGAAAAUGGGCAAGUGGGAGAUGUUAACAUAAACACCCAAGAGGACAAAAUCCAGCAGGAAAUUUCACGAGUAAUUAAUUCAAAGCCAUGCUGAGAAAACCAGGAUACAUACACACAUAUGUCUUUUUCUGUUCUUUAUAAUAAAAACAAAAACUGUGA